This is a messenger RNA of Theobroma cacao (cacao), 794 nucleotides long. The record is from RefSeq and is a predicted model, not a curated record. NCBI's taxonomy places the organism in Eukaryota, Viridiplantae, Streptophyta, Magnoliopsida, Malvales, Malvaceae.
GAGGCACAAGCUUCCUUAGAACUUGUUUCAAUGGGCUCAAUGCCUUAUCAGGCGUAGGAAUACUGUCAAUUCCAUAUGCACUUGCUCAAGGAGGAUGGUUACGCUUAUUGCUUCUUAUCCUGGUAGCUGUUCUCUGUUGGUACACAGGACUACUUCUUCGACGCUGCAUGGAUUUGAAUCCCCUCGUCAAAACCUAUCCGGAUAUAGGUGAGCAUGCUUUUGGAUACAAAGGGAGAGCAAUUGUAUCGCUGUUCAUAUAUCUUGAGCUGUACCUGGUUGCAGUUGAGUUUCUGAUGUUAGAAGGUGACAACCUAAACAAGCUGUUUCCAAACAUGGGGUUCAAAGUUGCCGGGGUGAAAAUUGGAGGAAGGCAAGCCUUUGUUCUACUGACUUCCCACGUGGUUCUGCCAACUACAUGGUUGAAGAGUUUGGGUAUGCUUGCCUAUGUUUUUGCAGGUGGGGUUUUAGCUUCUUUUAUCCUUGUUGUUUGCAUCUUUUGGGUUGGAGCGGUGAACGAAGUGGGGUUCCAUGAAAGCAAUGUGCUUUUGAAUUGGAGAGAAAUGCCCACUGCUAUAUGCAUGUUUACCUUCUGUUAUCAUGGGCAGUCAGUUUUCCACACAUUAUGCAAUUCAAUGAAAGACAGAAGCCGGUUAUUUAAGGCAAGAAACAAUAUUCUAGACUUCUACUUGGAGACUAUUUCCUGCAAAAUCUGUCUUGGAUUCUAUCAGUUUUACUUGUCUGCUUCAUCACAAGCACCAUCAGCUAUGGAUCAAUGGCUGUUCCAGGCUACUUGA